Colletotrichum acutatum is the source of this 417-nucleotide messenger RNA. RefSeq lists its product as uncharacterized. The transcript has 2 exons. The coding region runs from base 107 to 289 and encodes 60 amino acids. The record is from RefSeq and is a predicted model, not a curated record. NCBI's taxonomy places the organism in Eukaryota, Fungi, Ascomycota, Sordariomycetes, Glomerellales, Glomerellaceae.
UCCCCCUAAAAGUAAAGUUUAGGGGCUCCAGGUGGUAGUGAAUGCACUGCUAGAUUUAGACUUAAUCCCAUGAGCUGAACCGUUGCGCUGGGAGUCGUUCAUCGGGAUGUGGGAGAAGGACGGACGAGUUGCCUCAACUCCCCAGGCAAUGGGGGAGGGCCCAUCAUUUAGGCGCCAUCCGAGUUCCUGGAAUGGACUGCAGUUGAACGAUGAGUGGUCAGUUCGGACGUUUCUUCACAGGGUCAUGAGUCGGCGUCAGGGCCGUCAAGUCGACCACCUUCAGUCUUGAGGCCCGCUGAGCCACACUGUCGCAUGGAUUGCUCCGCAUUUCUCCUCGGCGAGAGAAUGAAUUGGGUAGACUACGAUGUUGUGCGACUUUGAUGUGCCAGACAAUGCCAGGUUACAGGUGUGUGAUCC